Mytilus trossulus (common blue mussel) is the source of this 1320-nucleotide messenger RNA. RefSeq names its product acid-sensing ion channel 5-like. Gene Ontology annotation, cellular component: plasma membrane. The record is from RefSeq and is a predicted model, not a curated record. Gene Ontology annotation, biological process: sodium ion transmembrane transport. Gene Ontology annotation, molecular function: ligand-gated sodium channel activity. Bases 1 to 1221 code for a protein of 406 amino acids. The transcript has 6 exons. NCBI's taxonomy places the organism in Eukaryota, Metazoa, Mollusca, Bivalvia, Mytilida, Mytilidae.
AUGGAAACAGAAGUCAAAAAUCAAAACACUGAUGACUCGUUUUCAAAAAAAGAUAUCUGGACAAAUUUUUCACAGACAACAGGAUUUCAUGGACUAAAUAAGAUCACUUUUGAGAGAAAUAACCCAAGACAGAUCAUUAGAAGUAUUUGUUGGAUAACAGUUUGGCUCAUAUGCGCAAUAUUCCUGGUUUAUACAGUUGUUGUGGAACUGGAGAAUUACUACAGCUACCCAACAAUUUCAAAUACCUAUAUUCAACUUCAAGAAAAAUUACCAUUUCCUGCCAUAACCAUAUGCAACUUGAGUCCGCGUUCAAAUCAAGUUCCUAAAACGGAUGACAAAACUAAUAACCUUUAUAUGACUACAAGUGCGUUACAUAUGUAUAGCAAUGAUAUUAGCUGGGACGACCCAUUCUAUGCAAAGGAGGGAUAUUUUGAAGCAACUACAAAAGAAGACCUUAUUACUCGCUCCAAAGAUGUAUGGCAAUUAGUUUUUGCUUCAGUAUUUGACAACAAAGGACUUCAAAUGAAGGAUAGUUUUGUAUCGGUGUACACUGAUAUGGGUCUAUGUUUGAGAUUUAAUGCGAAUGGUUCCCAAUACACAACUAUGUAUGGAGCAAUGUUUAACCUUCACUUGUACGUUGAUGUCAUGACAUUAUUCGACUAUUUCAGUUAUUCCUUUUCUUCUGGAGUAAAAGUAGCUGUCCAUGACCAUCAAGAAGAACCGAUCAUGACAAAUGAAGGACUUGUUAUUAAACCUGGCUUAGAAGCUUUCAUAGAAAUACGCAGGAAAGAUGUGUGGCACCUAAUGACCACAUACUAUAAGGAUACAUGUGAUUGUCCCCAAGGAUGCCAGCAUACAACAUAUAACUUCUCAUUCUCAACUGGAACAUAUCCAUCCGAAUUCUUUGCGCAUCAAAUUUCUGCAAUAACAGGUGUACCUGAAUGGUAUAUAAGGGCAAAUUAUGCAUUCAUUCGGAUUUAUUUCAAAGAUUUGUCUAUCACAAUGACUGAGCAGGUUGCGAAAUAUGAAAAUGCUGGAGACAUAUUUGCAAACCUAGGAGGACAACUAGGACUUUUUCUAGGAGCCAGUAUUUUGACCAUUACAGAACUUUUGGAGUUGAUCAUAUUUCUUAUUUGGUCUUUCAUACAUUGGGUUCAGAAAAAAAGAAGAGAUGAUCAAAGUAAAACACCUGUUGAAAAAUUUAAACCGACCAAAUAUUGAACUCAGUUAACAUCAUUCAAAUCAUAAAUUGUCUUUUUACAUUGGUUAAAAAUGCCCAUUUUUGCGCAGUUUGCCAAUAAUUGCAAAAUAAUCCAUGUC